AUGUUCAGACAUAUUUUAGUGUUUUUAUCGAGUUUUGUAAUCGUGUUGUGUGAUCGAAACUUUGGGACGCCCGCUGGCUAUAUGUCUGAUUUGAAACCUGUGAAGGGUCUCUUCUUCAAAAGUUCUGAAGUGAGAUGCAACCUUUAUGAUAAUGGUACUGCUUGCGUCGCUGCACACUUUCAACUUGAGAAAAAGAAGACUCAGGUGGUAAUAAGUGGCUAUUUGGACUCGUCAUCGUCGCCAUUGCUUCGCGCUGUCGCGGACGUGUACCUGCGGCGCGGACGCAACGUCAUUAUAGUGGAGAUAUUCCCUGUUUUAAUGCGCCAUUAUCCCUUAGCCGCUCGCGUAACGAGGCCAUUUGGCGAAUUUCUUGGAGAAUUCUUGACUUCCCUCACAAGUCACGGCCUAACCGCUAAUCGUUUGGAAUUGCUGGGAGCUAGUUUAGGAGCUCAUAUAGCAUCAUACGCAUCGCAUCGCUUCGAGCAACUGACAGGAUCGAAACCGGCAAGAUUAACUGGUUUGGACCCUGCUGGACCUUGUUUCCGCAACCUGCCAUAUUCAGAACGAUUGAAUCGCAACGCCGCACAAAAAGUGGACGUGUUACACACCAACAUUGACGGUUUCGGGAUACCGGACCCUCUGGGACACGUCGACUUCUAUGCUAACGGAGGGGAAUAUCAACAAUCCAUGAAGAAUGGCUUCAUUUUACCUUGUUUUGUGUUAUGUAGUCACGUGCGUUCCGCCUUGUAUUGGAUCGAUAGUUACAAAAGCCCAGACCAAUUUGUCGGGGUGCAAUGCGACUCCGUGGCGGAAGCGCGUCGCGGAGACUGUUACAAAGACCAAAAUAUCACUACCAAUUUCCUUGGACCAAAAACUGAUUUCCGGAAACCUGGCAUUUACUACUUACCCACGAAUGAAGCUUCACCAUACUACAAAGGUUUAAACAGUUUAAAAAGACAAUCACUCGGCAUAAACACUUACCUCCUUCAGUUAGCGCCCGACGAAGAUAUGAUUCUUUGA
Diatraea saccharalis (sugarcane borer) is the source of this 1020-nucleotide messenger RNA. The record is from the annotation of a GenBank genome assembly. NCBI's taxonomy places the organism in Eukaryota, Metazoa, Arthropoda, Insecta, Lepidoptera, Crambidae.